Molecule: messenger RNA, 5373 nt
Organism: Besnoitia besnoiti
Lineage: Eukaryota; Apicomplexa; Conoidasida; Eucoccidiorida; Sarcocystidae
Exons: 19
Coding region: 1-5373 (1790 amino acids)
Source: RefSeq, a predicted model, not a curated record
AUGGCGCCGCCUCGCUUUUUCUACAGCGACAGGCUGCUCGGACGGAGAGUCGACAGAGACGCGGUGGCGUCUUCGUCCUUUCUUUCGCUCCUGCCCUCUUCCUCAGCCUCGCCUCUGUCGGGCGUUUAUUCACCUUCGCUCCCAGCGUCUUUUCCCUCUCGCCUUUUGCUUCGCGCGGCGGAGACCUCACGGCGCUCGCGGCGGGAGGUCGGCUCGCUCUCGUCGCCUUCGUUUCCCGCCGCAGCACAAGGGAGACCUGUCUCCUUGGAGGGGCUUCGACGUGACGCGUACGCCUCGCCGCUAGGCAGGGCGGACGCCAAACAGGCUGCCGCCGCAAUGCCUGCUUUCAGAUUUCCGAGUUUUCUCGUUUCUUCUCCCUCGCCCCUGCUCACGUGGACGAACGGAAACGCUAGAAUGGCGCGGAUUCCGGCCUACGCGUUUCCGUGUCUCCCGAGCACCUCGGCGUCGCUGUCGCGGCGGGCUCGUCGGGGGGAAGCCUGUCUGGGCUUUUUGCGAGCCUCUUCUUCAGUGUCUUGUCCUGCCUCUGCGCUGGGCUCGUCGCGCUUCUCGUCUUUUCGCGCGUUUUCGUCUUCGGCUAUGACUGCUUCUCCAGCGUCUCCCUCCGCUUCUGCAUCCCCGCUGUUCCUGGAGAAGUUCUUGGGCGAGAACGAGCGAUCGGGCGCCUCCGCCUUUUCCACUCCCCCCCGCGUUCAGGCGCCUCCUCUCUCGCUGGCGGCGAGGCCGUCCGCCUCCGCAGGCGGCUCGUCCUCUCCCCUUUCGUCUUCCGCUUCGCCUCCGCCCGGCGCGGCGUCGGCUGCGUACUCGUCUGCGUCGGCUGCGUCCUCGUUUGCGUCUGAGUCGUCGCGGGCGCCUGCCUCUGUAGACCAGCCGCGACCUCUGUUUUUCGCCUAUGGAGCCUCGAAGGAGGUGCAGCUUCGGGCUGUUCUUCCGCUUCUCGAAUCGUCAACCGAUCCGCUCUUCGUGACCAGUCUCCUCCUCUCUCUGCACGCCCUGCUGCACGUCUGGCCGCUAGUGCUCGCGUCGCCCGAGCUUCGCGCUUGCUCCUUGGUUUUUCCGCUUCUUCCUGCAUCUCCGCCGGCGUCGUCGGCUCCUUCUGCGCCGCUGUACGCGUCGUUUCUGGCGCAGUUCGGCGUCCGCGAGGCACAUGUCGAGGGCCUCCUGGCUGCCGCAGGCGCGUCCGCGCUCGAUCUUUUGCUGUUGCUGUCGCUGCUCCCGCACGUCAGCUUGGCGCAGCAGCCGCCGGCGCGGUACCAGCCGACCUUCCUCGCGCCGAACGGCGAGCCUGCGACUGCUGGGGCGGAUGCCGCGCGCGAGACCGACGCACAAGAAGAGGCGCCGCAGCUGAUGCGGGUCAGCCUCCGCGACGCCCUGCCGCUGCUACUCGCCGCCUUCCACCCGCAGCGUCCCGGCGUGGACCGCGACUUGACCUCGCGGCUUGUCAGCCACUUCACGCAGGCCUCGCUGCUUCUGCUUCCUCCUCUUCCUCCUCGCGCCCCAGCCUCCUCUGCCUCUUCCGCGGGCGAGGUGGCGACCGGCGAGGACGCCGCGCGCGUCGCCUCACGCCGGUCGCUCGCGCAGCCGCCGCCGCCGCGCGCGGCAUCUUCGCCGGUCGUCUCGCCGUCUAUCGCGCCGGAGCUCGCGCUGUGGCACCAGCACACCGUCCUCUCCCUCACGCCGCAGACACUCCGCUUCAUCCCACAGCUGCCUGUGCGUCUGGCGGCCGCCCUCCACGCGGCGCGCGUCCGCCUGCCGCUCCUGCCCUCGCCGCUGCCGCUGCCGGCGCUCGCGCCGCCGCCUGUCGCCUCCGCCGGGGGCCUCGCGCCGGCGGGGUCCCCUGCAACCCCAGGUCUCCCCCCAGCGGCGGGCAAGGCGCGUGCGCCUCGCGCCUGGAGCUUCGGCAAGCCCCGCGAAGAAGACGAGCUUUCCGCCGCGGGCGUCGCGCAGUGGGAGGUCGUGGAUCAGGUCGGCGCGGUGGUGCUGCUUAACCAACUCGACGUCGUGGAAGACCUCAUUUGGAAGAUCAACUGGUCGCGACUCUCCGUCAGCGCAACCUGUCGUUUUUUCCGCGAGGUCUUCGACUCCCGACAUCUGGUGUUGAGCGGCCUAGCCAUGCAGAAGGCGUUUGCCUCUCUCUCGUCCCGCUUCGGCAUGCUUCAGCUCCCCGACAUCGCGAAUCUGCUUCACGGCAUUCAGAGCCUCCAGCGCGUGACUCCGCAGGAACAGCGAGAGAUUGUCUGCAGCAGCGCGGCGUGUCUGUCGCUUAUGUGGCCGCAUGCGCAUCGCUUCUUGCCGCUCUUCUCCCUCGACGAACUGACCUUUGCGUGCGAGGUAUUCGCGCACGAGGUCUUCAUCGCGGCGGUCGCUGCGAGCGGAGCGCAUCGCAUGAAGACACUCAGCUUCCGCCGCCUUGCGGUGGAGUGUCGCCGGCAGGAGUGCUACGCCGCGUUUUUUGCUCAGGAGGGCGAGGCUUGGAAGCAGCUGCUCGACGCCCUCGUCGCGCGCAGGGAGUCGUGGUCGCUGCAGUCGUGGAUCCGAUUUCUGAAGAUGCUGGAUCCUCUUGUGUCUCUGCAUCAGCUGCGGAACGAGGCGCUUUGCGCGCCCUUCUCCAGGACGCUGGCGCCGCCCUCGCCGCUCGUAGCUCGCGUUCACCAGUUGCUCUGCGUCGGGUUCGGCGCGCCGGAAUUCGUGGACCGGCUCGUCUCUCCGCUGCCGCAGGCCGGCAAGCAGACCCGCGACGCGAUUGCCGAGGAAAACCUCGCAGUCCUCCGCAGGCACCUCGCCACGCUUUCGCUUCACGAAAUCAUCGACUUUCUCGUGGGAUUUCGCACUUACGGUUACGUAAAUCGCCCUCUGCAGCGCGUGGCGCUGACCGAAGCUGUUCGCCGCGUGGAAGAAGAUAAUUGGAGUCUCACUCCCGAGGAUCUCUGCAGACUCAUCGUCGCUUCAGAGGACUUGGUGCUUGGCAAUCCGAUUCGAAGGGUCAUCGACCAGCAGCUGCGGCAGCUCUCGCUCGACACGGAAGACUUGGCUGCGCUCAUGGCACUAGUUGUGGCUCUGGAGCGCCAGCCCGCCCUCGGCGUCGCCGCUCUCUUCGACCUGCGAAAGCAUAUCGACAGCCGCGUGGCCGGCUUGACUGCAGCGGUGGGGGAGGGCGACGUGGCGUACGCGGUGAGUGCGGAGUCGCCGAUGACGACGAGCAUGUCUUCAGCGGCUCCGAAGCUGCCGCUGUCGCUUCUCCCGCUGUUGUUUGUGUACCUCUUUUCGCGCCCGAGUUCGCUCACGGCUUCAUCGUCGCUGCUGCCGCGCGGCAGCGGCGCGGCGGCGUCCUUCGCCGUCGCGUCUUCGCCGAGCAGCUCGACGUUUCUGUCGCCGCUCUCCUCGUUCCUGCGGACGCUGAUUCCGGAGCUGCUUUCGCCGUUCCUCUCUGCGCUCGAUCUGGCGAUGCUUCUCGCACCCCUGUGCACAACUGAGGCGCCGCUGUCCUGCUACGCGUCGCACUUCCCCACGACCGCGGCGCUGCCUCCCUUCGUGCGCUUCCGACACGAGGCGUCGAGCGGGGGCAGCAGGCCGCCGGUUGAGCACGCUCUAGGAGGGGGUGGAGAGGGCGCGGGCGAGGAGGCGAGCGCCGCGCAGCAGUCGGCCGCUGCGUGCGGCUUCGCGGCGUCGUCGCUCUCCGUCUCCGAAGCGGCGAACGCGCGCUUCUCGGGGAAUGUCGCCCUGGUACGACGCCUCUGCCGCGCGGCUCGCGACGCGGUGCCCUACACGCCCCUCGCGCUCCUCCGCGUGGCGACAGGUCACGCAAUCCUGCAUGCGCACGCGAACCACAUGCUGGUUGUCGCCAGGGCGACGCACAAGCCCUCGCCCGAAGCGGCCAACGACGAGCAGGAUCUCGCGCGCCUCAACGCGAACCAUGCCAACAAGGUCAUCAAAGGCGUCCUCGGGAACGCGAAAGCUGCCGGCGCGGACCCUCCCGCCGGCGCGGGCGACGGCAUCGCCGCCGACCUCGCCCUCGGGCACCUCCCGACGCUGCUGCGCAUGCUGAGGCUGCUUGAGAUGGACUCCGACACGGGACAUCUGCAGAGGCUCCUGAAUGUCCUUCUCGUCGCCGACCUCUCGCUCCUCACACCGCACCGACUACUCGACUUGAUGGAGGCUUUCGUCGCAGCUCGCACGCGCUUGGGACCUGUCUUGCAGAGGCUCCUCUCCUGGUUCGGGGAUCAUCUGCUGCGCACGGCGCCGCCUUCUGCGUGUCUGCUCGACUCGCUUCUGGCGGAGAUCGCUCUCUGCGCCGCGACGCUUGACUUUGCGCAUCCUGCGUUUCAGCGAGCUGCGGUGGAGCGCCUUCGCAUGCUGCAGAUUGCAAUGCAGGCGUCGCCGGCGGCCAGCGAAGUUGAGGCGAGCGGCGGGGCGUACGCCAGCGAGCCCAGCUUCUCGCGCCCGCAGGGCUUGGACGAAGGCGAACAUAACGCGCUGCAGUACGAGAUCGCCCCUGCAGAGGCACUCCGCAUUCAAAUUCGCAUCCUCCUCGGCCUCGCGCCGGUGACACCGAUGACGAAAAACCUAGCUGACCACUUCCGCUUCUGUGUUCGGCGCGUCGCAGAGCGCGUUGAGGUCGCGCGGCAGCGCAAGGAGGAGAUCUCCGUCCGCGACGAAGACCUGACUGGCUUGUACGAGUUCUAUCUCUGUCUGCUUCUCCGCGGUCCCUCGCAUUUGCAUCUGCAGGAAACCGACCCCGAAGACAAAGAAAUGAUUAACUUCCUUCUCCAAGACCUCCCGAGGCUUAAGUGGCUCGAACGCGAGCGCGCGCGAACGGCCAGUUUCCGCUUGACGGAGGAGAGCCGACAAAUCAGCGCCGCGCUUCGGCGUCGCGGGCUGGAGUCGAUGAAACCAGUCAUCACGGGAAUCUGUUUCUGCCACUUCGCCUCAGUCUCUGCGCCGCGCGAGGGAGCCGCGCGAGGCCCGACGGGCGUCGCCGUGCUGUGCGUGCCUGAGGAGGAGACACUCGCCUCGUGGACGGUCGACGAAGGCUGCGCGGACGAUGCGCUGCUGGAUCGCGGCGACGGAGGGCGCUUGGUGACGCGGAGCGAGGACACCGACGAGAAUCUCUCUGCCAAACGCGAGGCCGAACUCGCCGGUCGGAGCACGGAACAUAUCGCCCGCGAACGCUGGGAGGACCGGCUGGCAGCCUGGAACGCGAAUCCUCUCCUGCCCUUCGGCGAAAGCCGAAAACGCAUCGCCCACCUCAAAAAAGCUGGAUGGGUCGUCCUGCCUCUCUUCCUCACCCAGUGGCGUCAGCUGCGCUCGGACUACGAGCGGGACGAAUUCCUUCGCUGCCUCAUCAACCUUUCUUAG